GCGAUGUUACACAGGAGCGCCUCUCAGCUGCUGCUCUUAGUAGCGAUCUGCAGCCUCUUUUAUACGCGGACUCUCAGUUUGCCGAUAACCUCCUCACGAGGCCUGCGACAUGCGGACGGUCUGUUCACCAGUGGCUACAGCAAACUACUGGGUCAAAUCUCAGCCAGGCGCUAUCUUGAGUCUCUGAUUGGCAAGCGAGUCAGCAGUGGUCUGGUGGAAGAACAGGUACCAGUGAAGCGCCACUCUGAUGCAAUAUUCACAGACAACUACAGUCGCUUUCGCAAGCAAAUGGCAGUGAAAAAAUAUCUGAACUCUGUCUUAACAGGAAAGAGAAGUCUUGAAGACCCCGUCAGUGAGCAGGAGGAGUCUACCGGAGGAGAGACCACCUACCGGGAAAGCUAUGAUGAUAUCACUGUAGAUGAACUUCUAAAUCAUAUACCUCUGCCACUAUGAAGAUGACUGCUUGAUAAGAAAAUAAUUAUCAGUGACUGUCACCGAGAUUCCACUUAGAGUCUAGUAAAGAUUAGUAAUGUUUAUUUCUAAAACAAUGUGUCUUGACAUAAUGAAUCAUAAAAUAUGCUUGUCUGUAAUGUAAAUGUUUACAUUGUAUUGUAACCAACCCCUAAAGAAAACCCCAAAAAGGGGCUACAGAAAAACUAAAGGGUGGGACACCUGAGCCUGAAUGUUUCCAAAAAAGUAUGUCUAGAAGCAGCCAAGCAGAAAGGAACAGAAGUGAUCACACUCCCAAACAUUCCAAUCACCCCAGUAGUCCCCUGUGAAGUGAACUACACAGAGAAUUCUGACAUUUUAAGUGAGAUUUCAAACCAAAGGGGUGAAAGCAUUCAGUUUGAUAGGAACUGUGUAGGGAGUAGUGAGUAACGGUUUAACACUAUGCAGGAAGUUGACCCAUCAAUCAUUGUGUGUUUUGUGGGUUAAGUUAGCUGGUGCAUUAUUUCAGAUAAGAUUAAUGAAACCUUAGUUUAAUAGCACUAACAGACAAAAGUAAACUUCACCAUAAUCCCACAUGUACAGUUUGCUGAUCUUGAGAUACAAGAGAUGCAGCACAGGGUAUGAAAUAUAUAUUUUUUCACGAGUAAUACAACACAAUGUAAACACAACACAAACCUGUUGUAUGUCCAUAAAAUCACAUUUAUUCUUAGAUUAAAUACACAACAUGAUU
Trichomycterus rosablanca is the source of this 1180-nucleotide messenger RNA. RefSeq names its product vasoactive intestinal peptide (gene vip). Gene Ontology annotation, cellular component: neuron projection; extracellular region. Bases 4 to 453 code for a protein of 149 amino acids. NCBI's taxonomy places the organism in Eukaryota, Metazoa, Chordata, Actinopteri, Siluriformes, Trichomycteridae. The record is from RefSeq and is a predicted model, not a curated record. The transcript is spliced from 5 exons. Gene Ontology annotation, biological process: phospholipase C-activating G protein-coupled receptor signaling pathway; regulation of protein localization; negative regulation of smooth muscle cell proliferation. Gene Ontology annotation, molecular function: peptide hormone receptor binding; neuropeptide hormone activity.